CCAACCGUCUCUGCCAUUGUCCAGGCCUCAGGCAGCAGCCAGUGGACAUUGGACGUUGCGCGAACGUAAACAAUGACUAAGCAAUGUCGUCACGUUUGCGCUCAAGAACCACAUGACUUCUCGGUCACAGCUCAGGCACAUGGGGAAAACAGCUGCCUAUUUCUCCACGCACGCGGCAAUAUCGUCGACCAACAUGCUUCACCACAGCUUGCAGAUGUCGUAACCUCUACCCGAUCCAUUAUAAUCGCUCAUGGCCAUGCAGCGUGAUUGCAAUACCGCUUCGACGGAGUUCACCCCGCCCGGUAGCGUCACCGAACCUUUAACCCCACCACCGACAGACUCAAAGCCGUCGAAACGCGUGGCGAAUAUUCUACAACGGUUACGACUCCAGGAGAGCGGUAGAGACGUCUUGCAAAGUCCCUGGUUUGCAGUGAAGCUGGAGCCUAGCGAAUACAACGAAUUGCUUCAGCUGCUCAAAAACAACGAGUCUCUCUGGGUGUUCAGAGAAGCAAAACUCAGGUACGAUUACGAUUCUGCAAAUAGCCUUCUUGUUAUACGAAUGCCCACACAAAAACACGACGUAUUUAUUGCGCGGGUCGUUGAACUGGUACAGAAUAGAUUGCGUGUUAUAGAAGGCAGCGAAACCCAAUCAAGUUCUUUUGCUCAGAAAAUAAAGCACAAUGGGUCCGGGAGAUUGAUCUUUCGGACAGCGGAGAAUGGCAAGCAAUCUUUUAUUGAGCGCCAACCUGAUGCUGAGUUUAAACAUGAAGAGGCACGUUGGCCAGGGGUCAUCAUCGAAGUGUCAUACUCUCAGAAGACCAAAGUGAUAUCCCACUUAGCGGAUGAUUACAUUCUAGAAACGAACGGAAGCAUUCGCGUGGUCGUUGGUUUGGAUCUUGAUUACAAGACGAAGAAAGCGACAGUCACAAUAUGGCGGCCGCAGUAUGUCACAAAUGCGAAUGGAGACGUGGAACUAGAGGCAGCGCAGGUAGAUUGCCAUAUUUUCCGAGACGAACUUGGAAAUGCUCAAGGUGGAGGACUAAGGCUUGAACUGAAAGACUUUGCUCCUCAGGUCUUAGCUAAAGAUUUCAACGACGCCAUCCUAAUAGAUGCAGUGGCAUUGUGCCAAUGCCUUGAUGAAGCUGAGAAAGAGGAGCUAGAAGCUAACCAAACCAAAGGGUUCGUUGAGAAUUUGCAACAUGGGGCCAAAAAAAGACGUCGAGCGAGAACACCACCAGAGGAACUGGAUUCAGAGGACGAACACAAGUUUGACGAUGAUGAGCGAAAUGUCCGUGCGCGACUGUCCGCCGAUGAUAUUUCAUACAAGCCUUCUGGGACAGAGUAGGGAGAGCAAAGACAGCAUAGUCGUCAUGGACAUGAAUGAUAUUCCUCUGGCUUAUCAGCUAAAACCUUGUGCUUUCUGGCCUUGUCCUCGACUCCUGUAGCCAAAUUAAUUGAUUCUAUUAC
Messenger RNA from Pseudogymnoascus destructans, 1467 nucleotides. RefSeq lists its product as uncharacterized. The transcript has 3 exons. Bases 251 to 1345 code for a protein of 364 amino acids. Lineage: Eukaryota; Fungi; Ascomycota; Leotiomycetes; Thelebolales; Thelebolaceae. The record is from RefSeq and is a predicted model, not a curated record.